Rhipicephalus sanguineus (brown dog tick) is the source of this 960-nucleotide messenger RNA. Its product is annotated as putative nuclease HARBI1. The record is from RefSeq and is a predicted model, not a curated record. Lineage: Eukaryota; Metazoa; Arthropoda; Arachnida; Ixodida; Ixodidae. The transcript is spliced from 5 exons. Bases 1 to 960 code for a protein of 319 amino acids.
AUGCAGCCGCCGUUCGGCCGUAUGGGUGGUCGGCUCGAGCAGCGACAUGAGGGACUCAUCACAACCCGCAUGCUGGCGGCAUCCUUCCCCCGACGCGACAUCGUUUCGUCCGUCAGCGAAACCAUCCACGAGGUGGCACACGCCAUUACUGUCGUUGGCGGGCAGAAACGGUGGGUGGCCUUUCCCGAGACCACGGACGCGAAGGAGCGAGCAAAGGCGGCGUUCGCUCGGCUCGGGCGGAUUCCUGGUGUUCUCGGGUGCGUCGAUGGCACCCUCAUCGCCAUCCAAAAGACCCAUGGCCUGAGCCCCGCGGACACGGCGAACUACAUGUCGCGGAAGGGGUUCUACGCAUUGAACACCAUGAUCACAUGUGAUGCCGACCUCUGGAUUCUGGAUGUAAAUCCAUGUUUCCCGGGGUCAUGCCAUGACUGGUGGGUAUGGCGGAGGAGCCCUCUCCGUCGGGACCUGGAAGCCGAACUGCGGCCUGGUGAAUGCUUGCUUGGAGACUCUGGCUAUCCAUUAGAACCGUGGCUCCUGACACCAGUGCCCGGACGACCAGCUAGUGGCACCCCUGAGAGCGACUACAACAAGGCCCACACCGCCAUGCGCAAUGUUGUGGAGAGGUGCAUCGGGGUCCUAAAGAGCAGGCUCCGCUGCUUGCAGCGUCACUGGGCCCUGCUCUACAACCCCGAUCGAGCAGCCACCAUCAUUGCUGCUUGCGCAGCUCUCCACAGUAUUGCACUAGCGGCACGUGAGCCUGCUCUCGAAGGGGACGACGACGACCCCGACGACGAUGACGACAGCGACAACACUGAGGUGCCCCCAUCACUAGCUGAGCUACCACCACAACGGGUGCAAGCCCCACAGCAGGUUCACCUGAGGGGCCAGCAGCAGCGCAACCGCGUGGUUAACCUGUUCAGAGGACCACGGGGCUCGCAUGCUGAGCACCUGCGCCAUUGA